Messenger RNA from Lathyrus sativus (Indian pea), 2637 nucleotides. The record is from the annotation of a GenBank genome assembly. NCBI's taxonomy places the organism in Eukaryota, Viridiplantae, Streptophyta, Magnoliopsida, Fabales, Fabaceae.
AUGAUUGUAAAGGAGCAUGCUGUUGGUACUGAACUGGUGAUGAGUAAUGUCAUUGGGGAGGAGGAAAUUGAUUUUUCUUGUGAUCCAUACGUAGGGUUGGAGUUUUUCAAUGCGGAUGAUGCACUUAGGUAUUAUAUAUCAUAUGCUACUCGAAUGGGAUUUAAAGUUCGUAUUGGUCAGCUUUAUCGGUCCAGGACUAAUGGAUCGGUUUCUUCUCGAAGAUUUGUGUGUUCGAAGGAGGGACAUCAGCUCAGCUCAAGAACUGGCUGUCCAGCAUUCAUAAGGGUGCAGUUAAAUGAUUCUGGGAAGUGGGUUGUUGACCAUUUUCACAAGGAGCAUAACCAUAAUCUUGAAAAUGAAAGUGAAAAUUUCGCUCCAACGUUGCAGCCGAUAGCUUCUGCCACGGUUGAUUCUUCAACCGGAAUCACUCGCAGGCCAAGGAAGAAAUUGCUUGAAGUAGGCAAUGGUGAACCUAUUUCUCCUUUUGGUGUUAUUAAUUUCAAGCGUCUGAGAAAAGAAGAACUUGAAGGACAGGCCAGGAUCGAACCACAUGUUGGUCAAGAGUUCAGUAGCCCUGUUGAAGCCUACCAAUUUUAUCACACCCAUGCAGCAUAUAAGGGUUUUAGAAUUCGAAAUGGUCAAUUGUUUCGUUCUAAAAAUGACGGGGGUAUUACAUCACGACGCUUUGUGUGUUCAAAAGAAGGGUUCCAGCACCCUUCAAGAGUUGGUUGUAAGGCCUAUUUAAGGAUUAAGAGACAGCCAUCAGGAAAGUGGGUAGUCGACCGUCUUGAAAAAGAUCAUAAUCAUGACCUGGUCCCUGAAAAGGAAACUAGGACAACAAGUCUUCCUGCUUCUAAUAUUUUAACUGAGGUGGUAAACACUGAAAUGGUGAACAGCGACAUGUUUAGGAUAGAUAACUACCCUGUCCUGAGAGGAGGUAGACAAAACCACAUCAGAAGUGAUUGGUAUAACAUGCUUUUAGAGUAUUUUCAGUCAAGACAAGCUGAAGAUACAGGUUUCUUUUAUGCCAUGGAAGUUGAUAAUGGUAAUUGCAUGAGCAUAUUCUGGGCUGAUGGCAGAUCUAGAUAUUCAUGUAGUCAAUUUGGCGAUGUCCUCGUUGUAGACACGUCGUAUAGAAAGAGCCUCUCUAUGGUACCAUUUGCUACUUUUGUGGGGGUUAAUCACCACAAACAACCUGUCCUUCUUGGAUGUGCUCUAAUUGCUGAUGAAUCUGAGGAGUCGUUCACUUGGCUGUUACAGACAUGGCUAAGAGCAAUGUGUGGUCGGCAGCCUCUGUCAGUAAUAGCUGAUCAAGACGUUUCAAUCCAGAGAGCAGUAGCAAAAGUAUUUCCAGUAACCCAUCACCGCUUUUCAUUGUGGCAAAUUAAUGCAAAGGAACAAGAGCUUGCAGGUCUGAUGGGUCAUGGAUUCACAAAAGAUUAUGAAAAGUGUGUUUACCAGAGCCAGACAGUUGAUGAAUUUGACACCGCGUGGAAUGCUCUACUCGUAAAAUAUGGAUUGAAGGACAAUUCUUGGCUAAAAGAAAUGUACGAGAAACGUGCAUCCUGGGUUCCGUUCUAUAUAAAGAGCACAUUUUCUGCUGGAAUUCCUUUGAAAGAAAGCAUGGAAUCAUUCUUUGGUGCACUUUUAAAUGGUCAAACACCUCUCCCAGAGUUCAUUCAACGGUACGAAAGAGGUCUUGAGCGACGUCGUGAAGAAGAAAGAAAAGAGGAUUUUAACACUUCUAAUUUUCAAACUUUUUUGCAAACAAAAGAACCUGAAGAAGUCAAAAAUCCGUGUGUUUCACGUCACACAAAAGUAGAUGACAAUGCAGGAACGGGCGAAACAGAUUUGUUAGCUGCAUUUGAUGCACAUGUUAAUGAUCUCUCAGCUUCAUGUCGUGCUCGUGCAGAAGUAGAUGACAAUAUAGUGUCAAAACCUAAUGGUGUGCAAGUAGUUCACAAAUCAGCGUUCGAAAUGCCAACUUCUGCCUCAGCUAAAUACCCUCAAUUUCCUGAACUAGUUAAUGGAGUUAUUUUCUGUAGUCUAAAUACCGAGGACCCAGUAGUUCCAUCCAAUGAAGAUGUUUUUCUACCCUCUAAUGAGCAUCCCCCAACAAUGUUUUCAUCUGAACCAGCUGUUACAAAAUCCAAUAAACCAGUUCCAUCAUCUGUUAAUGAUUGUGGAUUUAGAGCUAACAGAAGAGGUAAAGUUUUGACGCAGGUUGAACAAAAAAACUCCAUAGGAGCUCAUGUGCCUUCCCAGACAACAAGAGCCCGAGGGAAUUCAGGGCCUGUUUGUGGUUCGAAAAUACAAUGCGAGUUAUCUAAUAACCAUUCAUCACACAGUGCAGUUAUUGCUUCCCGUGGCUUAGGUGGAAGCAACAGUUUAACAAACAAAACUCAUGCUGCUCUACAUGCAAAUCCUGACGAAAAGCUUGGCAAUGUUAGCUUCGUAAAUCAUCUAAGCAAUAAUGUGACAAGUUUGUCACAUGAGAAACCAGCCCUCGGAAAGGGCUUCAUACAUCAGGUCCAACCUAAUGGUUCUUGCUUGAAACAGGAACAAAAUGUAGCUUUGCCAGUUGAAUAUAAUAAGUUGCAACAUGCUGAAAUGGGAUUUACAGAAGUUCUAGUGUAG